Molecule: messenger RNA, 519 nt
Organism: Monoraphidium neglectum
Lineage: Eukaryota; Viridiplantae; Chlorophyta; Chlorophyceae; Sphaeropleales; Selenastraceae
Exons: 1
Source: RefSeq, a predicted model, not a curated record
GGGCUCACGGACAGCCUGCAGGAGCUGUGCAUAGAGCAGCACAAUGAAAGCGUGGCGAACGGAGACGCCAUGGUGGCAGCGGUCGCCAGCGCGCCUCUGGCAGCCAUUUGUAGCUUCGCAAUGACUGGCUGGCGGCACACAGACGCGUCCAUAGCUUCGGUGGCUCGCGCCUGCUGGGCGCCGCAGCUGGCUGGUCUCACCUUCACCAGCGUCGAUGGCCGCUUCCACCACAGAGGGGCUGCAUGGCGGGCGCUGGCCGUCGCACCCCUGGGGUCGCUGCGGGAACUUUACCUUGACUUUGAGCCCUACAUGUCGGCCGGGGUCGCAGCGCACCUCAUGUCUGCGCCCUGGCUUGGCGGCCUGCAAAGGCUCCGCUUAUCUGGCUUGAGCAGGGGCGCUUUUGAGGUGCUGGAGGCCAGUCCCACAUUCUUGCGCUUGCAGGCCUCGCAUUGGGUCGAUGUGUCCGACGUGGAGGCAGAGCAGGCUGCGGGGGCACCUGCCGUGGGCGCCGCAGGUUGA